Corylus avellana is the source of this 1460-nucleotide messenger RNA. Its product is annotated as MATH domain and coiled-coil domain-containing protein At3g58400. Lineage: Eukaryota; Viridiplantae; Streptophyta; Magnoliopsida; Fagales; Betulaceae. The record is from RefSeq and is a predicted model, not a curated record. Gene Ontology annotation, molecular function: protein binding.
GCUCCUGUAAACAGAGUUACGCUGUGAAUCUUUACUAGAAAAGAAGGAAAGUUGAGGAAGGUGGAGAUUGAGGCUUUCAGGAUCGGUGACCUAACCGGAGGUGGGACUUUGUUAUCUGAAUAGAAUUCCCAGGCUUCGCGUCCGUACCGAUUAACUUCAUCCAUCUUCAUCGCCGUUAAUGCUGAGGGCCGUAGUUCUUUGAGCUUCCUCAGAAUAUCAGAAGCAGUUCUCCCUUACAUAUGACCCAAGAAGAAAAAAAACUUCAAAAGAAAGACAUGGAAGAUAAAACUUGCCAUCCUCUCCCUGCUGACAAUGAUGCAACUGGGAUCAUACAAUCAACUAGAGAUCUUCCACCAGCUCAUUAUACACUUCAAAUCAAGAAUUUCUCAAUACUGUUAGGGAUGGAGGAGGAAAAAUGUAACUCGGGGGAGUUUGAAGUUGGCGGCUACCAAUGGAGAUUGGUACUUUACCCAAAUGGGAAAAAGAAUAGCAAUGGGAACGGUCACAUCUCUCUUUACUUGGCAAUAGCAGCUACCAAUGAUCUUCCACUUGGCUGGGAGGCUAACGUGCACAUAAGAUUCUUUGUGUUUGAUCAAAUCCGAGACAAGUACCUAUGUAUUCAAGAUGCGAGUGGGAGAGUAAGACGCUUUCAUAACUUGAAGACUGAAUGGGGAUUCGAUCACUUACUUUCCCAUGAAACUCUCAAUGAUUCAUCAAAUGGUUAUCUUGUUGAUGACACUUGUGCCUUUGGGGUGGAAGUUUUUGUUAUUAAAUGUACCGGUAAAGGGGAGAGUUUGUCAAUGAUAAAUGAACCUCAAAGUAAUGUUUUCACUUGGAGGAUUGACAACUUUACGGACAUGAAAAAUGAAUUUUAUUACUCUGAGCAUUUCACCAUUGAAGGGCGAAGAUGGAAGUUGAAACUCUAUCCGAAGGGAAGUGGAACAGGAGUAGGCACAUGCUUGUCACUCUAUCUCAUCUUAGGUGAUUCAGAAACUCUUCUUCCCAACAGAAAAUUCUACGCAAAAUACAAGCUGCGAAUAACGGACCAAAUCCAUAGCAAUCAUCGUGAAAAGACAGUUGAUCAGUGGUUUUCUGUUCCCGGCAACGGUUAUGGUGUCCACGAGUUUUUGUCAAUGAGAGAUCUACGGGACACAUCAAAGGGCUACUUAGUGCGUGAUGGUUUGCUCAUUGAAUGCAAAAUGGAUGCAAUAUCCAUUCCCUAUUAAGGAUUUCUCCUCAAAUUAACACUAAGUUUAAAUUGGAGAAGCAUUGUCUCAUUGAAUGGUAACAAUAAUAGAUUGCCUAUUCUGUCCUCAUCUUUUUCUUUUCUUCAAAAGGGUAUGUAAAAGUUUUCAUAGGAUACAAAUUCUAUUUGCAUGUCCUCAAAGUUUAAUUAUGUUCAAUCCAUUGUGCUCUGAAGUACUUGUGCUUUGAAUAAAAAAAUCCUGAGUAACUAUUUC